Zingiber officinale is the source of this 2474-nucleotide messenger RNA. Its product is annotated as microtubule-associated protein 70-1-like. The coding region runs from base 272 to 2134 and encodes 620 amino acids. The record is from RefSeq and is a predicted model, not a curated record. The transcript is spliced from 11 exons. Lineage: Eukaryota; Viridiplantae; Streptophyta; Magnoliopsida; Zingiberales; Zingiberaceae. Gene Ontology annotation, molecular function: microtubule binding. Gene Ontology annotation, biological process: cytoskeleton organization.
GUAACACUUGUUUAAUUGUUUCCCAUCUCACAUUACUUGCGGCGCGGGCGAUCGGGGAAGACGCGGGCAAGAGUCGAAUCUAGGGUUCGUGUGCCGACUGAUCGACUAUUUGGAACACCCGGAGGGAGGAUCUCUCAAUCGCGUUCAAGGAGGAAGAAACCCUACUGCGCAGCUGAAAUUUGCAUUUAGAUUUGUUUGCUUGUUUGUUGCCCUUCCUCGUUUCGAUUGGGUUGUUCCCUUGGCCUCGAUGUGAGCGUGCGCCAGAUCUAGGAUGGCAGAUCCAGGUGAUUGCGGCGUGGAGGGCUUCGGGUGUGAGUCGGCAGGGUGGAAUGCUAUGCCGCCGACGCAGCCAGUGCAGACGGUAUCUGCGUCGUUCAAGGGCGAUGGGAAAUCGGCUUCGUCUCAGAGACGGAGGGCCUCGACGAAGCCCAACUUGGAGGCGGAGGAGUUCAUUAAUCUGCUCCACGGAUCUGAUCCCGUGAAAGUGGAACUCAAUAGGCUCGAGAAUGAAGUUAGAGACAAAGAUCGAGAAUUGUCGGAGGCGCAUGCUGAGAUCAAGGCCCUGCGGCUGUCUGAGCGUGCAAGAGAGAAGGCACUCGAAGAGCUAACAGAUGAAUUGACAAAGUUGGAUGGGAAGCUUAAGCUCACUGAAUCACUAUUGGAAAGCAGGAAUCUUGAAAUUAAGAAGAUAAAUGAUGAGAAGAAAGCAGCCAUGGCUGCUCAAUUUGCAGCAGAGGCAACACUUCGAAGAGUUCAUGCAGCUCAAAAAGAUGAUGACACGCCUCCAAUUGAAGCCAUUCUUGCACCUCUUGAAGCAGAGUUGAAGUUAGCACGGCAAGAGAUUGCAAAGCUACAGGAUGACAACAGGGCUUUGGAUCGGCUUACUAAAUCAAAGGAAGCAGCACUACUGGAAGCAGAACGAACUGUGCAGAUUGCUUUAGUGAAGGCUUCUAUGGUAGAUGACCUACAAAAUAAGAACCAGGGACUGAUGAAGCAGAUCGAAAUCUGCCAGGAGGAGAACAAGAUAUUAGAUAAGAUGCAUAGGCAAAAAGUUGCAGAAGUUGAAAAGCUAAGCCAGACUGUGCGAGAACUAGAAGAGGCUGUUCUUGCUGGUGGUGCAGCUGCAAAUGCUGUUAGGGAUUACCAGAGAAAAGUUCAGGAGAUGAGUGAAGAGAUGAAAACUCUUGACCGUGAACUUUCUCGAGCAAAAGUGUCAGCUAAUAGGGUUGCUGUGGUAGUGGCCAAUGAAUGGAAAGAUGCUAAUGACAAAGUCAUGCCUGUUAAACAGUGGCUUGAGGAACGCAGGUUCAUGCAGGGUGAGAUGCAACAACUUAGAGAUAAGCUUGCUAUCACAGAGCGUGCUGCAAGAUCUGAAGCUCAACUGAAAGAGAAAUUUCAUUUGCGUCUCAAAGUUUUAGAAGAGGGUUUGAGAAUGUCAACAAGCAGUACUAACUGUAGCAAUGUAGAGGGGAAGAGUUCAAGCAAUGGUCCUUCACGUCGCCAAUCUCUUGGUGGAGCUGACAACAUUCCAAAGAGUGUUAAUGGUUUCCUAUCAAGAAGACCAUCUUUUCAGAUGAGAUCUUCUAUUUCUAGUAGUGCAAUACUGAAACAUGCCAAAGGAGCAUCCAAGUCAUUUGAUGGUGGCACUAGAUCAUUAGAUCGAAGUAAAAUCAUUGUGAAUGGAACAGGUUUAUUACUGAACAAAUCUUCAGAUUCAACUGGUGAUAAUGCAUCACACAACACUUGGAAGGAGAAUCCAGAUGAGAAAAUCAGUGAGUUCCGUGCAGUUGAAACAGAUGAUUGUGUCUCUGGAUUAUUAUAUGAUAUCCUGCAGAAGGAGGUAGUUACACUUAGAAAAGCAUGCCAUGAAAAGGAUCAAAGCUUACAAGAUAAGGAUGAUGCAAUUGAGAUGCUGGCUAAAAAAGUUGAUACAUUGACUAAAGCAAUGGAAGUGGAGGCAAAAAAGAUGAGAAGGGAAGUAGCUGCAAUGGAGAAGGAAGUGGCUGCUAUGAGAGUAGAUAAAGAACAGGACAACAAAUCUAAGCGGCUUGGUGGUUCUAAAGCUCCAGCAACUAAUUCUCAUUUACUGCCUGGAAGGACUAUCCCUCGAAGUGGUUUGACGCGGAACCUAUGAUGAGAAGAUUCAGAAUUGAAGUCGUUAAGAGGAGAUUGGCAUCGGCUUCCCCCGCUACUUUAUUAGGAUCUCGUGUGGAGAAUGAAUGAGGUCCGAUUUGUAGCUGGCACGGUAGUUUUAGCUACUGCAGGUGAUGCUUGGGUUUGCUAACACGAUGACCUGUUAUUUUGGUAGGAACAUCUCUUAUUUCUUUGUAUAGCUUUCUGGUGUAUCCACUGUGUUGUGCCUUUUUAUUUUUUAUUUUUUGUUGAUUUCUUUUACUUUAUUUUUCCGAGGAUGUGGAUAGUGUAAUUUCAGAUUUGUGUUACACUUUCUAAUUGGUUGCCUUAGAUUGGUGUUA